AUGACCAGGGAUUAUAAACAUAUAUAUAAAUGGUUGACGUUACUGCUAUGUCCAUCUUUAAUAGCUUUUGGAUACUUGCUGUCAUUAACUAAGUAUACAAGAUUAUUUAUUGAAAUUAAUAAAGAUGGGUUUGUUAAUGUUUUUUUUGUUAAAAAUGGUUGGUUUUGGACAACAAUGAUUUUAUUUUGGUGUUGUUAUAGAUAUAGAAUCAACAAGAAAAAAAAUAAAUCAAUUUUGAGAAGGUACAUUAUUUUAACUCUCUGGUGGUAUAUUUUUACGCAGCCUAUUAAAUGGUUAAAUUGGCCACCAAUUAUGGAUUCGAUUUUUCUUCUAACAGGUGGCGAUUGCAAAUUUAAUAUAUGGGAUUUAGAUGGUAACUUAGAUAUUACAUUUCACAACAAUAAUACUAAAAGAGUAAAUAGAAGUUUCCAUAUUUUGAAUAAAGUCUUAACACAAUUAGUCGAAAAUUACAGUAAAGACAGUAAUAUUAAUAAUAAGGAUACGAAAAAAAAUGAAUCAUAUUUACUAGAGUCAUUAAAUUGUAUACGAAAUGGUGGUUCUCAUAGUAAGAAUCAAUCCUUACAUUGUGACAGUAGAGUUAAUCAAAUAAUUAAAAAUGCUAUAUCAAAAGAAGUUAAAUUAAAUACAUCAUUAAUGUGCAGACAGUAUGGUGGAUACUGGAAUGGUGGACAUGAUCCAUCGGGUCAUAUUUUUUUACUGACCUUGAUGAUUAUGUUAUUGCUAGGUGAAUUACCGAACAUGUUAAAUUUUGCAUGGUCAAAAUUUUGUCAAAUGAACUUGGAUAAGAAGGAAAUUCAUAAUGAAACUAAUGAACAGAAGAAUAAGGGAAAUGCAAAAGAAAAAAUUAAAGAAAAAAUUAAAGAAAAUAACAAGAAUCCCAUAAGUAUACUCAAACAAAUCGGUAAUUUUAUUAUUUUUGCAUUCCACUACCUAAUCUGGGAACAACCAGUUUUAAUUAUGAUAUGGUUUUUAUUAUUGUGGUCUUGGUCAUUGUUGGUUACUACAACAAGUUUUCAUUCUUUAGCAGAACAACUUUCGGGCUUAUUUUUUGCAUAUUCUGUGGCGGGAAUAGUAUAUUAUAAUAGAUGA
Molecule: messenger RNA, 1110 nt
Organism: Arxiozyma heterogenica
Lineage: Eukaryota; Fungi; Ascomycota; Saccharomycetes; Saccharomycetales; Saccharomycetaceae
Gene: SCS3
Product: Scs3p
Exons: 1
Coding region: 1-1110 (369 amino acids)
Biological process (GO): phospholipid biosynthetic process; lipid droplet organization; lipid storage
Cellular component (GO): endoplasmic reticulum membrane
Molecular function (GO): coenzyme A diphosphatase activity
Source: RefSeq, a predicted model, not a curated record